Laetiporus sulphureus 93-53 is the source of this 168-nucleotide messenger RNA. RefSeq lists its product as uncharacterized. The transcript is spliced from 2 exons. Lineage: Eukaryota; Fungi; Basidiomycota; Agaricomycetes; Polyporales; Laetiporaceae. The record is from RefSeq and is a predicted model, not a curated record. Bases 1 to 168 code for a protein of 55 amino acids.
AUGAAAGUCGACGUCGUUAACUUCGGUGCAGAGACGUCGGCCCAGAACGACUCUCGGUACAGCGUCAAGGACAUCAAGGAAGCUCUGGAAGGCAUGCGACAGCACUAUCCGACGAAGAGCUUUGAUGAGCGCGUGUCGCAGGUGUCGGUGAUGCUGGGCCUGCAGUAG